AUGUCGAACACCACCUUCGAACCCGGCUCGGCCGCGUUCCGUUUCACCAGGACGAACCGCCCCGGCUUCGUGAUCUUAUACUAUGGCGCCAUCGCGCAUCGCAGCGUCAACCGUCGCGCGUCGCCGGCCCCCCUCCACCCCAACCCCAUCAAGAACCUCGACCUCCUCCUCACGGCGGACGUCAACCGCACCCAACUCGCCGAACUCUACCUCUCCGCGUACGUCAAUACCCUUCCCGAGGGCAUCCACUCCGAGGCCCUCGUCGACACGUACAAGGAUUACAUGGAGACUAGCAUCGGCCUCAUGUUGUGGUCCCGGACCCUCUACGUUUUCGGUCGCACCGAAGAGGAACGUAACGAGCGCCUCGCGCUCGCUCAAGGCUCAAUCGACAGUGCGGGCGCCCGCGCCGGUCAGCUCGAUGCAGUGGUGCAGAUUCUCCGCCUCGGCCGCGACGACCCCCAGUGCCCCGGACUGACCCAUAUGACCAUCAUCUAG
Peniophora sp. CBMAI 1063 is the source of this 495-nucleotide messenger RNA. The record is from the annotation of a GenBank genome assembly. NCBI's taxonomy places the organism in Eukaryota, Fungi, Basidiomycota, Agaricomycetes, Russulales, Peniophoraceae.